AUGGUUCUGCACAACCCCAACAACUGGCACUGGGUGAACAAGGAUGCGUCUGCCUGGGCAAAAGAAUGGUUCGAGGAAAACUUGACCAAGCUUGAGACCGAAAAUGGAGACGUCAAGGCCAGAGUUACCAAGGUCCAGAGCAUGAGUGGUGACGUUGACGUCAGCCAACGCAAGGGGAAAGUCAUCACCAUCUUUGAUGUUAAGCUAGUGCUGGAGUAUUCUGGGUCCACUGCCGAGAUCGACGAGGUCUCUGGUAACAUUACUGUUCCCGAGAUUGCCCACGAUACGGAAGAGGACGAGUACGUGUUUGAGAUUGACAUCUUCUCAGAGUCAAAGGAGAAGCAGCCCGUCAAGGAUCUCGUGCGGUCAAAGCUCGUUCCUCAGCUCCGAAAAGAGUUUCAGAAACUUGCUGGUGCCUUGAUCACUGAGCAUGGAAAGGAUAUCCAGCAUGCCCCCGGCUCCAAUCCUUCCAGCGGCUUCUCUACCCCGCGAACCCUCCCCCAGGCUGCACCAAAGGCUGCAGCUCAACCCACAACUUCUCAAACCAGCAGCUCGGGCGUCGUCAACACGGUGACAGUGCGUGACGACCAAGAGUUCCGUACUACUGCCGAGGAGCUGUAUCAGACCUUUGUCGACCCUCAGCGAUUGGCUGCCUUCACUCGGGCGCCGCCAAAGGUGUUUGAGGGAGCAAAGGCAGGAGGCAAGUUUGAGCUCUUUGACGGCAACGUCUGCGGAGAAUACCUUGAGCUGGAAAAGCCCAAGAAGAUUGUUCAGGCCUGGAGAUUGAACCAAUGGCCAGCCGGCCACUACUCGAAGCUCAACAUUGAGUUUGACCAGAACGACAUCGACCACGUUACCGUCAUGCGCGUCACCUGGGAGGGUGUUCCUGUCGGCCAGGAAGACGUGACUAGGCGUAACUGGGGCGAGUAUUACGUGCGAAGCAUCAAGCAGACCUUUGGGUAA
Messenger RNA from Trichoderma aggressivum f. europaeum, 963 nucleotides. RefSeq lists its product as uncharacterized. Gene Ontology annotation, biological process: protein folding; positive regulation of ATP-dependent activity. Gene Ontology annotation, cellular component: cytosol. Gene Ontology annotation, molecular function: protein-folding chaperone binding; ATPase activator activity. The record is from RefSeq and is a predicted model, not a curated record. The coding region runs from base 1 to 963 and encodes 320 amino acids. The transcript is spliced from 3 exons. NCBI's taxonomy places the organism in Eukaryota, Fungi, Ascomycota, Sordariomycetes, Hypocreales, Hypocreaceae.